UAAGAGUAAUCUGACAGAACAGAAUUGCUAGCUAGAACAAACAUACGAUUCCUCAAAAUUAACUGUAGGAAUUAAAUCCCAAGAAUACUGGACAAAGGCUGUCACUGUAACAGUAUUCCUGUAAUAUUUCCCAAAAAUUAUCUUUUCAAUUCUUCCAUUGCAGAUGCUGCUCUAUAUAUAUAUAUAAUCCAAGUCCACCUGCAGGUUUCUGACAUCCCAGCUUCCUCCUCCACCCCACCGCCGAGAAGGCAACAUCAACAUAGGAAUGUCGACAAGCAAUCAUGUGUGUCUCGUUCUUGUUUCGGUGUCGUCCAUGUUGCUGAUCUUACCCUGUCUGAUCAGCGCAUCGAUUGCAGCUCAAACUCAUCCGCGGAUCAAGCAAAAGGGCUGCAAUCUGUACCAAGGAAAGUGGGUUUACGAUGAAUCCUACCCGCUUUUCGACUCAUCGAAAUGCCCAUCAAUCCGCAAGGAAUUCGACUGCUUGAAGUACGGCCGCCCUGAUCAUCAGUAUCUGAAGUAUAGAUGGCAGCCCGACGGCUGUGACUUACCUCGAUUUGAUGGCGGAGAUUUUCUUAGGAGAGUGAAGGGCAAAAAGAUUAUGUUUGUCGGGGAUUCAGUGAGUUCGAAUCAUUGGCAAUCACUUGUGUGCCUGCUCAGUCAGCACGUACCGGGAUCCAACAUCAGCAGGGUCACAAGUAACACAACAUCCACCGUUGUAUUUCAGAACUACGGAGUCUCAGUCACAAUGUUCCUGUCGCAUUAUUUAGUAGACAUCGAGCAGGAGCAAGUUGGUAGAGUGCUGAAGCUGGAUUCAAUCAAAGACGGCGAGGCAUGGAAGCAGGCCGACGUCUUGAUCUUCAACACAUGGCUCUGGUGGUACCGUAGCGGACCUAAGCAACCGUGGGAUUAUAUUGAAAAUGAUGGGAAGAUAGUGAAGGACAUGGACCGUAUGGAUGCGUUUCAUAAAGCUCUUACAACAUGGGCUAAUUGGGUUAACUCAGAAGUGAAUCCUUCGAAAACCAAAGUGUUCUUCCAAGGAAUCUCUCCCUCUCAUUACAAUGGGACAGAGUGGAAUGAGCCAGGAGCAAAGGACUGCUCGAGGGAAACAGCACCCCUGGACGGAUCAACAUAUCCAGGUGGUGAGCCAUUGGCAGCAGAAGUUGUGAAACAAGUUCUGCGCAGUAACAUCUCUCCAUCAAAACCAGUGCAUCUGCUUGAUAUCACAACUCUGUCACAGUUGAGAAAAGAUGGGCAUCCCAGUAAGUACAAUGCCUUCGCAGGCAUGGACUGCACGCAUUGGUGCCUGGCCGGCGUCCCCGACACAUGGAACCAGCUUCUCUAUGUGGAGCUACUUCAAGGAAGAUGAAAGGAUUUUGCACCACAUUCAUCCAAUUUUUAGUAGUAUAGACGAAUACUAAUAAAACUGAGAUAAACACUCACAUAAAAUCGUUUCGUGUACCUUUUAGCUAAGGGUAGAAAUUUAUCAAAAUAAUUACUCACUAUGUCAAAUAUAUAAUACACCAUGUUGCAUUUGUGAUGAGGGCAUAUGUAUAAAACCAUUGAUGUGUGAGGUAACUGAUGGAUUGGUUACAAUAUGAGAAAAUAAUUUGGC
This is a messenger RNA of Sesamum indicum (sesame), 1612 nucleotides long. RefSeq names its product protein trichome birefringence-like 38. Gene Ontology annotation, cellular component: Golgi apparatus. Lineage: Eukaryota; Viridiplantae; Streptophyta; Magnoliopsida; Lamiales; Pedaliaceae. The record is from RefSeq and is a predicted model, not a curated record. Gene Ontology annotation, molecular function: O-acetyltransferase activity.